AUGGAAGAAGAAGAUCUCUCAUUUCCACCUCUACGCAUUCCAGACAGGAUUUUCGCGGUGGACCAUGAACCAGUCGGCGUUAGAGUAACGCCAUACCACAAACCCUAUGCCAUUAGGAAAAUACUCAACGCUCUCGAUCCUGAAGAAGUAGACACCAUCAGGGGCUCAUCGUUCGGGAAGCUUAUUGAGAUUGGGGAGAAGCCUUCUUUCUCCGGACGUUUUGGCCGUUUCAUAAUCUCCAGGCAGCUAUUAGUCUCAAGCAAACACGAAGCUUGGUUCAUCUUCGCAGGCAAACCUGUACGUUUUUCUCUUCGAGAGGUCGCCUAUGUAACUGGGCUAAACUGUCGCAAGCUUCCCAAACACACAAAAAAAAGAGCCAAGAAAAUUAUCUCGGAAAAACCAUACUGGGGGGAGCUUUUUGGGACACUGAAGGAGGUCCCCGUCACUUCUGUUGUAAGAAUGCUAAAGAAAAGAACCGUCAAAGAUAGCUGCAUUCGUGUGAAAUACGCUCUAUUAGCUUUACUAGCUGCUGUUAUUCUACCAACCACACACACACCACGUAUCUCACAAGAUCACGCAGAGCUUAUCAAAGACAUAGAUGAUUUCUUUGCAUACCCAUGGGGCAGAGUAUCCUUUGACAUGCUCAUGAGUAGUAUUAAAGAGAGGAAGGAGGUUUCACUGUCGCAAAACACCAUUGCUCUGAAAGGAUUUGUGCUUUCACUACAGCUUGUAAUGGUCGAAGCCAUCCCCGCUCUAACAGAGGUUGUCAACGAUGGAUCCUCAUCUGGCUCAGAAAGUGACGGCUGUGAGGAAUAUGAUCUAGUAGAUGAAGAUAAGAAUGGGAAGCAGAGCCUCAGCCCGGGUCAUGCUCGCGUCAUCGACGCAGCUGGAGAGGUCGCAGUUCAUUCUAUAAUAGUAGAAUACAAAGAACACUUCAAAGCGUCACCUGAUCUUGGCUGGUCGGACGACGUGGAGGAUCCUAUCGUGGACAAUUUGAUGAGUCUACUCGAGCAGCAAUUUCCCUUCAACAAGUCAAGCUUUAGCGGCGGCGUAACUAAGCUAGAGGUCAAUAGGAUGCGCGAAGAUGCAAAAACAGAGGCAAUUAACCGGAAAACAGUGAAGCCAAAGCAGACAAAACAGACAACAACCUCAGAGGUCAUAGAUGUUGAAUCAGUUGCAUCGAUGGUCAGAGACAAAGUUAGAGAAGAUCUUUCCCGGAUUGAGAGGCAAUUAAGCACGCUUUCUGAAUCUUUCAUCACCUUCCAAACCAAUGUCCUAGAAAGCAUCCAACAAUUGGUUCGUAAAUUGGAGGUUUCUUCUGGCCAGAUACCAGUUAGCUCUUCAGCGCAGACUGAAAAUGUUUCCAAUGUCGCUAGAGAUGGCCAACAUCGAGAGAUCAUGCGCACUUCACCACACUGUGGCCUGAACGGAGGACAAGGGAUUCAGCCAGUGAUACACACUGGAAAUCAGACACAGUGCGACAGCCAUGAAGAGAUGAUAACUGACCAUCCCCCCGUUGCAAUCCUAUUCUCAAAUCAAGUUGCCAGUAACACAUCCGCAUCGUUGGUCGUUGACAAUCCCCCACCGCCAUAUUCCCUUGGCCGUGAAGGAAAAGUUGCUGAUCAUGGGCAAAGUUCAGCAGAUAUGAACCUUGACCCUGAGUUACUAUUCACAAAACCAACCUUCUCCCUAGGUCUAACUCAGGAGGAACGUCCACACCUGAAAGAGACUGUCACUGAAGGGGUUAGCAUGUGUGAAAAUGAUGUUGAUCAUAGUCAAAGCUCACUAGAUACGAAUCUUGACCAUGAGUUACCAUUCCCAAAACCAACCUUCUCCCUAGGGCUAACUCAGGAGGAACGCCCGCACCAGAAGGAGGCUGCCAUUGAAGGUGAUACUACGUGCGCAAAUGCUGCUGGCAAAGAAAUUUGCGAACAGGAUGAUCAGCUGGGUGCCUGCCGGAAAAGUAAGAGACUUAAGGCCCUACCCAAGUCUCUGGUGGGACAGUAUGAAUGCGACAUGCAUCUCCUCAAUCGGGCCCGAGUAGCAUUUGUAGAUCCCGACAACACAGGCGGGAACAUUGAUUACGCUGCUAAGUUCUCUUCCCUCCUCGAUAAACUGAAGACACCAUUUACAAUACACAUUGGCCAAUCAACGCUAGAGAGCAAUGACCUAAAUGAGCUUGUUCAAAGAUCCUCUCCCUUGCCACGAAAGUUCACAGUUUACGCUAAACUCACCCCCAAACCAGUCCAACCAAUCUGUGUUCAUGGACACUCAGUUUGUUUCCCAGCUCUUGUCAUGUCCCCGUUCCUUGAACUUGACAUGAGACAUAGACGUUUCAACAGAAACGAGACUGCUUUGGUUCAGAUCAUGGGAAUUGAUCGUGAACUAGCUGUAAUGAAGUGA
Brassica napus (rape) is the source of this 2403-nucleotide messenger RNA. RefSeq lists its product as uncharacterized. The transcript has 8 exons. NCBI's taxonomy places the organism in Eukaryota, Viridiplantae, Streptophyta, Magnoliopsida, Brassicales, Brassicaceae. The record is from RefSeq and is a predicted model, not a curated record. The coding region runs from base 1 to 2403 and encodes 800 amino acids.